AUUUGCUCCAGCACCAGUGCAGGAACGACUCAGCUGCAUGGCCAGGAAUAACUCCAUCUAUGUGGUUGCAAACAUUGGGGACAAGAAGCCAUGUAACUCCAGUGACCCCAGCUGCCCCAGCGACGGUCACUAUCAGUACAAUACUAAUGUCGUCUUUGACUCAGAGGGGAAACUGGUGGCUCGUUACCACAAGUAUAAUCUCUUUAUGUUAGAAACUCAGUUUAAUUACCCUAAAAAGCCAGAAGCCGUCACCUUUGAGACCCCCUUUGGGAAGUUUGGCAUUUUCACUUGCUUCGACAUCCUUUUCCAUGAGCCUGCUGUAGUCCUGGUGAGUGAGUUGCAAGUGGACACUGUGCUGUUCCCAACAGCUUGGAUGAAUGUCCUGCCGUUUCUGACUGCGGUUGAGUUUCACUCUGCCUGGGCUAUGGGCAUGGGUGUCAACUUCCUGGCUGCCAAUACACACCGUACCAACAUCUCUAUGACAGGAAGUGGUAUUUAUGCACCAGACGGAGCCAGAACAUACUACUAUAAUACGAAAACUGAAGAUGGUCACCUCCUCGUUGCUGAACUAGAUUCCCAUCCUCGCCUUUCUCCUGCCUUCCCACCUGCUGUCAACUGGAGCUCAUAUGCUUUGACUGUCAAAAGAUUCUCACAGAAUGACCAUGAUUUCGGAGGACUCAUAUUCCACGACUGGUUCACUUUCACCGAGCUCACUAAGCCUGAAGGGAAUGUCACCGUUUGCCAGAAGGACCUCUGCUGUCACUUGAGCUACAAGAUGGCAGGGAAACGAGAAGAUGAAGUUUAUGUGCUAGGUGCUUUUGAUGGGCUUCACAUUGUUGAAGGACAAUACUAUCUGCAGAUAUGCACGCUGCUCAAGUGCAAGAGCACAGACCUGAGCACGUGUGGGCAGCCGGUGGAGACGGCGCAGACCAAGUUUGAGAUGUUCUCCCUCAGCGGCACGUUUGGUACCAACUAUGUCUUUCCAGAAGUCUUGUAUAGCGGAGUGCAGCUGGCCCCCGGGGAGUUUGAGGUAUUGAAUGAUGGGCGCUUGAUAAGUAAGACAAGACCAACAAAACCAGUUGUCACUGUAACGCUUUUUGGACGGUGGUAUGAAAAGGAUCAUCUGAAACAAGACUCACAACCACCAGCCUUCCUCUGAUACUACCAUAACUGAAGCUGUACACUAUUAAUCUUACAUCCAAAUGAGAUACAGCAUCCUUUAUUACAAGAAUUCCAAUUAUGUUUCCUAUUUCCUGUUGUAGAAACUUCUUACCAAUGUGCUUCGUUUAGUAAUAAUGCAGCAAUAUUAU
This is a messenger RNA of Tauraco erythrolophus (red-crested turaco), 1310 nucleotides long. Lineage: Eukaryota; Metazoa; Chordata; Aves; Musophagiformes; Musophagidae. The record is from RefSeq and is a predicted model, not a curated record.